Trichoderma gamsii is the source of this 1857-nucleotide messenger RNA. RefSeq names its product A/G-specific adenine glycosylase. Gene Ontology annotation, cellular component: nucleus. Lineage: Eukaryota; Fungi; Ascomycota; Sordariomycetes; Hypocreales; Hypocreaceae. Gene Ontology annotation, biological process: base-excision repair; mismatch repair. The transcript has a single exon. Gene Ontology annotation, molecular function: adenine/guanine mispair binding; purine-specific mismatch base pair DNA N-glycosylase activity; 4 iron, 4 sulfur cluster binding. The record is from RefSeq and is a predicted model, not a curated record. Bases 1 to 1857 code for a protein of 618 amino acids.
AUGCCUGCAACAAAGCGUCAGAGACCACCUGCUAGAGCAGCUUCAAAAACAAAAUUAAAUUCAUCCGACAGCAGAAGUUCUCGAUCAAAGAAGCUUCAAGAUGCCGCGUCGUUAAGUGGCGAUUCUGACUUUGAGAUUGAAGCUGAGCUCAGCCCACCAGAGAAUGCCACCAAGAGGCGAAAGACGGCUUCUGCUUCACGUUCAGUAAAACUGGAUGAUACUUUGCGUAAAAGACUCUUUGCUCGAGAUUCCACAGAAACACCAAAAGAGCCAUGCUUGCCGCCUCUUCGACAGCACUCCAUCACAUAUCACAGACCCCUGCUCUUAGACCAAGAUGUCGGGUCUCAAGGUCGUAAAGCCUUGCUUUCGUGGUUCCAUUCCGUUAGCGAAUCGCGAUCCAUGCCAUGGAGGAAACCCUGGAUCAAUCCCAAAAUGAUAUCAGACCCAAUUGAACUCCGAACAACGCUCGAGAAACGCGCCUACGAAGUAUGGAUCAGCGAAAUCAUGCUUCAGCAGACUCGCGUGGCCACCGUCAUUGACUACUGGACUCGCUGGAUGGCCAAAUGGCCAACGAUACAUGAUCUUGCGGCGGCAAAAUCUGAAGAUGUGCUUGCUCAGUGGAGUGGGCUUGGAUAUUACAGCAGAGCAACGAGAAUCCAUGAAGCAGCAAAACUUGCAGUUGGCGAUCCAGACAUGAAAGGUCUUUUACCAUCAUCCGCAAAGGACCUUGAAGCAAAGAUGCCGGGAGUCGGGGCGUACACCGCAGGCGCAAUCUCAUGCAUCGUCUUUGGCAAUCCGAGUGCCAUGGUUGAUGGCAACGUUUUUAGAGUGUUGAGCAGGCAACUGGGCAUACAUGGAAACGUGAAAGCGGACAAAGCUGUCAUCGACACCAUCUGGGCUGCGGCAGAUGCCCUGGUCAAAGCUACAUCAGAGCUGGACGGUGACGAUGGCCUAAUAAACACCGAGCCCAACGACAGGCCAGGACAAUGGGGUCAAGCACUUAUGGAGCUGGGCAGCACAAUCUGCACGCCAAAUCCGAACUGCUCUCAGUGUCCGAUCACAUCGACUUGCCGUGUUUACAAAGAAGGCGAACUUCAGGCCAAGAAGUCAAAGGAAGCUUCUCCUAGGAUUCCAGAUAUCGAAGAUGCCUGCACCUUGUGCGAACCGUUUGAGGGUGACCUUGAAGAUAGUGAUGAUGAUUCGGCACAGGAUAAGAAGCGUGGCAAGGCCAAGAAGCCCGAUGCAAAGCAAAGCAAGCAGGCCACGUUGACAGCUUUUGCGUUUACGAAGAAAACCAUCAGCAGCUCCUCAUCCCUUUCCUCUCCUGCAGCAGCGGCUUCAACAGCUUCCAAAGAGACAAUGGAAGCAAUCACGAGAUACGCGCGCAAAUUUCCUGUCAAGCCCAUAAAAAAAGCUGUCCGCAUAGAGGAAACGCUUGUCUGCGCCAUCCGCCGCGGUGACGGCCAGUAUCUCAUCCAGCGGCGACCACUGAAAGGCUUGUUGGCCGGGCUAUGGGAGUUUCCUAGUAAGCUGCUUGAGGCCUCAGCAAAGAUAGAUAAGAAGAAGCGGGAGCAGCUUUCUGUCGAAUACGUGUCGGGGCUUUUACAUGUCACCAAAGUCGGUAAAAAGCCAAAGGUAUCAUACAAGGGCGAACUGGGCAGCAUAGAUUGGCAAUUUACGCACAUCAAGCUGACAAUGCACGUCCAUCUUUUUACUGUGGGCGAAGAUGCUAUGGUAACUGAGGAUGACGAGGAACAGCCCAGGCAAUGGGUUGCUGAUGUUGCUGGUUUUGAGUCGAUGGGGACGGGGAUGCGGAAAUGCUGGGAUAUGGUGAAGGCAGAGGCUGAAGAGUUGUAA